Procambarus clarkii (red swamp crayfish) is the source of this 2059-nucleotide messenger RNA. RefSeq lists its product as uncharacterized. The record is from RefSeq and is a predicted model, not a curated record. Lineage: Eukaryota; Metazoa; Arthropoda; Malacostraca; Decapoda; Cambaridae.
CAGGAGUGGGGCGUAAUGGCACCGUGGGCCAGGGACUCGUCCUGGUUCCUGACUUCCUCCCCCCGUCAGGUGGCCGCCUCCCUGGUGGCUUCCAUGCAGAAUGUGACGUCGUCAGUAUGGGUGGUGGUGGCGGCCUGCUGCCAGUGUGGCUCCCUUGGACUAGGCUGUCGGGACGCUCAGGACCAACACCAUGGCGCCUGGUUCGACUCUGACAAGGUACACGUGGAGCAUCCUUUCUGCUACGUUAACCCAGUAGUGUUGUCUGAGGGCGCUCCUAAUGUUGCCUCGACACUUCCAGACCAGUCUUCCACACACAACAACCAUCCAAAAACCUUCCAGUCUGAAACUCUCCAUCACUCCAAACCCCCUCAGCACGCUAAGCUGCUCCAGCAGCCUAAGCCCCUCCAACGCAAAUCAACAUCAAAUGGGUUGGCGUCUGUCUACAGCGACGCACCUCAGGGUGUCGAGACGGCAAACACUCUCGAGCUCAACAAGACAGUGUUUGACAAGCCGCUUUUGAACGGAGUAGACACUAAGUGCACCGCCGUCGUUCAUAAGAAUGGUCGGGUUAGAAGCCUUUUUGUCGAAUCAUUUGCUGCUAAGCUGGAGGCUGACUUGAAGAAGCUCGAGUGUGAUCGUCAGCGAGCCGAGGGUGAGGUGAUGAGACCGUUGGCGGAAACGAAACUAUCAGACAAUACCGAUUUUGUUCCUAAAUAUAUCUGUAGAGAUAAUAAACACAAAAAUGACUUCUUUUUAGAUGACCAAGCACCGGACAGUCCGUAUCACUAUGGAAACUUUAACGACGAGAAACGAUCAUGUGAGGUAUGGAAGCCAUCUGAACUGGAGGACGUCUUUGAGUGCUACAAUAAGGCCGCCUUCUAUUGUUAUGGCACCACCCUGCCGAUUAGAGAAAAAUUUACCUCCAAAAGCAGAGGAGAAAAGUACGAAGAAAUAUUCCCGGUGACGUUCCACAAUAACAACAACAUUAUUAAAGUGUACAAGCCAGCAGGAGAGUGCGAGCAGCCCCUGGCAGUGAGUAGCCAGAGUGCCGGAAGACGUCCUGGCCACCCACUCACCCACCACCAACUCCUGCAGUACAUACAGUCAUGUGUUCGUGCAGACAUUCGUACUGAUGUGACCAUCCCUUGCCCCGAUGGCAAGACCAGCCUUGCAUCCGAUCAUAAUAUAUACUUUGGUAGUAGGAGCUUUAAUAACUUACUAAUGUUUGAUCUAGUCAAAUCAGUGAUGUCUGAAUGUAGUGAUAAGUAUCCCCACUCUUUGUCGUUGUGUGUAGACUACCCCGUUCACCUAGUACAAAAUAGAGUUCUUAGUAUCCUUGAUAAGCAGGAGGACAGUAGCCGGGGAAGCCCCUCUGGCAUGCAGGUGUUCAAGAGUGGCUCCCUGUAUGGGCCGUCGGACCUGCAGGAGACGGCGUCGCAGGAGGUGGCCAACAGGCUGGUGGAGUCCGUAGUGGCCACAGAGGUCCGCAUACAUGACCAACACUGGCACAACUUCACCAAAGAGGAGCACCAGAUAAAAGAGGCUAUUUCCACAGAACUUUUUGAUGAUCUCAUAAGUGAAACUGCAAGUUUAUUUGGUUGUCUUCUAAAACAAAAAUUUCUCCAGUAGAACGUUUAUAACUAUAAAAAGCGCGUGUCAAACUAGAUGAAAACGCGGAAAAUUUUCAUGAAAAUACUUCUCAUAUGUAAUAACGCAAGAAAUAGUGCAAAUUUCCAAGUACUUCCCACGUUAUAAAUUGUUUAUUAUCACGUGGUCAGGGAGUCGUUAACUGUGAGUAUUUAUUCUGCCUGGCCACGUGCAUGGCUGGAACAAUGAACCUGACAACCACUUGUGGGACUUUCAUUACAUUUUCUGUGAAUUGUUAUUGCUAUUGUGGUUGUGUCUGUCAAUAUAAGAAUGGACAAUUUAUUUAUAAUGUACAUAAGAGCCGCAUUACUAGGCCUAGUAAGCAAGGACUAUUUUUCCUACCAGUGAUUAUGUAUAUUUGUGAAUAUAUCACUUUACAUGUUAGCAUGUCCUUAAUAAAACAUUUUAUUAA